Molecule: messenger RNA, 3138 nt
Organism: Vidua macroura (Pin-tailed whydah)
Lineage: Eukaryota; Metazoa; Chordata; Aves; Passeriformes; Viduidae
Gene: TMC2
Product: transmembrane channel like 2
Exons: 20
Coding region: 1-2805 (934 amino acids)
Biological process (GO): vestibular reflex; detection of mechanical stimulus involved in sensory perception of sound
Cellular component (GO): plasma membrane
Molecular function (GO): mechanosensitive monoatomic ion channel activity
Source: RefSeq, a predicted model, not a curated record
AUGGGGAAGAAAAAGAAAAGUUCUCUACAGGUCAUCCUGGAAGAUGCUGGAAUAGAGUUUGACGGAGAAGUGGAAACUGACACAGAGAGUGAAGAAGAUGAAGUAAAGGACAAGAAAACUAACAAACAACCCCUCAGGGAAACUGGCAGAGCAAGCAGACUUCAAAGCAAAAAGCAAGAGAAAGACAAAGAAGAAAAAGAAGACGAACAAGAUGAGAGCAAAGAGGAAGACAAUGGCAGCCAACAAAACAGAGCUUCUAGGAGAACAAAUUACCAAAGGAAAAACAGAAAUGGAAAAAAGGCAAGAGAGGAAGGAAGCCAGCAGAAAGAGAGAGGCAAAACGGCUCCUAACAAAGAUCAAAAGGAAUCAGAAAACAAAGAAAAGAAAACAACCAAGAGAGGGAAGGAGGGGGAGAAUAAACAGAAGAAAGGCAGGAAAAACAGUACUACUUCUGCUUCCUCCAACUCAUCUGAUGAGGAGUCACUGUCAGAGGAAGAGCUCGCGAUGCUGAAGGAGCAGGUGGAGCAAAAGAAAAAACUGAUUUCCACCAUGAGGAACAAGCCCUGGAGGAUGAUGAAAAAGCUCUCGGUGCUCAGGGAGGCACAAGAUUUUGUAGAGAAGUUUGAAGGAGCACUGGGAAAAGGAAAGGGCAAAAAGUUGUAUGCAUAUAAGAUGAUGAUGGCGAAGAAAUGGGUGAAAUUUAAGAGAGACUUUGAAAAUUUUAAAACUCAGUGCAUACCGUGGGAGAUGAAGAUAAAGGAAGUGGAGAGUCACUUUGGCUCCUCUGUUGCUUCCUACUUCAUAUUUCUGCGGUGGAUGUAUGGAGUAAAUCUUGUCCUUUUUGGGUUAAUAUUUGGACUGGUUAUAAUUCCAGAGGUCCUGAUGGGAAUGCCAUAUGGGAGUUUGCCAAGGAAAACUGUACCCCGGGCUGAACAAGCAACAGCUAUGGAUUUUUCAGUUCUUUGGGAUUUUGAGGGCUACAUCAAAUACUCAGCGCUCUUUUAUGGCUACUACAACAACCAGAGGACAAUUGGCUGGUUGAAAUACAGGCUGCCAAUGGCAUAUUUCAUGGUUGGCAUCAGCGUAUUUGGCUACAGCCUGAUGGUUGUUAUAAGAUCGAUGGCUCGCAAUGCCAACGAAAGCACGGCAGAUGGGGAUGAUGACAACUUCAUUUUCAGCUGGAAAAUGUUCACCAGCUGGGACUACCUCAUUGGCAACCCAGAGACAGCAGACAACAAGUUUGCAUCCAUCACCACCAGCUUCAAGGAGUCUAUUGUAGAUGAGCAAGAAAGCAACAAAGAUGAGAAUAUCCACCUAAGGAGGUUCCUGCGAGUUUUGGCCAAUGUCCUCAUCACAUGCUGCUUGUGUGGGAGUGGCUACCUCAUUUAUUUUGUGGUGAAACGCUCCCAGACAUUUUCCAAAAUGCAAAAUGUUGGGUGGUAUGAAAGAAAUGAGGUUGAAAUUGUGAUGUCCUUGCUGGGCAUGUUUUGCCCUCCACUGUUUGAAACCAUUGCUGCACUAGAAAAUUACCAUCCCCGUAUUGGGCUGAAAUGGCAGCUGGGGCGGAUCUUCGCGCUCUUCCUGGGGAACCUCUACACAUUUUUGUUGGCCUUGAUGGAUGAUGUCAACGAAAAACUGGCGGAAGAGGACGUGGUAAAAAACAUCACUCACUGGACACUGCUUGGUCACCACAACUCAUCUGCAGGGAAUGACAGCACUGUCACCCCACCUCCCCUUGACCCUGCAGACGUGCCCAGGGGACCCUGCUGGGAGACAACUGUCGGCAUCGAGUUUGUGAGGCUCACUGUGUCUGAUAUCCUGGUGACCUACAUAACCAUUCUGGUGGGAGAUUUCAUACGAGCUUGCUUUGUCAGAUUUGUGAAUUACUGUUGGUGCUGGGACCUAGAGGCUGGAUUUCCGUCCUAUGCAGAGUUUGACAUUAGUGGCAACGUUUUGGGUUUGGUUUUCAACCAGGGAAUGAUUUGGAUGGGAUCCUUUUACGCACCAGGGCUCGUGGGUAUAAACGUGCUGCGCUUAUUAACCUCCAUGUAUUUUCAGUGCUGGGCUGUUAUGAGUAGCAAUGUCCCUCAUGCAAGAGUCUUCAAAGCAUCCAAGUCUAACAAUUUUUACAUGGGAUUGCUCCUGCUGAUCCUCUUCCUCAGCCUCCUGCCUGUGGCUUACACCAUCAUGUCACUGCCUCCCUCCUUUGACUGUGGACCUUUCAGUGGAAAGAAAAAGAUGUAUGAUGUCAUUCAAGAGACCAUUGAGCUCGAUUUUCCACUUUUUGUUGCCAAGAUCUUCAGCUAUGUGGCAAAUCCAGGACUGAUCAUACCUGCAAUUCUGCUCAUGGUCCUCACCAUCUAUUACCUGAAUGCUGUGUCUAAAGCAUAUCAGCGUGCCAACGCAGAGCUGAAGAAGAAAAUGCAAAUGCAACGAGAAGAGGAGAAAAACAAGAGGAACAACAAAGCCAGUACGAACCCUAUGCUGCAAGAUCUGGAGGAUUUACUUACACCAAGUACAAAGACUGAAAGUCCCCCCAAACAAGCAGAAGACAACAAAAUAGAAUCUCCAAAUGGGACCAGCCCUGCCAGGAAACCAGGCAGAGGAGAAGUCCUGGCUGGCAGCCCCAUGGCCAUUGGGAGAGGAGCAGCAUUCACCCCGCCGUCGCAAGUGUUUGUGACACAGCCACGGACACUGGGCGUUUGGGCACCCUACCCUGGCCAGCCCAGGCCAUGGGGGCACCCCCUGGGACCAGUCCCUGGAAGAGGGAGAGGGCACCCAUGCUACCCACGGGCUGCUCGAUAACCUCAGCAAAGUUUCUCCUAUGCUGCAUGAACUGUUGUAGUUUUGAUAGGCAAUGAUUCCUGCAUGCUGGACAUCCACUCUUGGUGCUCUGUAUCUAUCCAAAAUGCUCUAAUACAGAUUUGUUUAGACACUUAGUAGUAGUACUUCUGAGUUGUUACCCCCAAAGGCUUUUCUGAUUUUGAUCCCAAGGGAAAAGUAAGGCAGUCAGAACAAAAAUCAGCCGUGACACUGCCGAAAUGCUUCACACAGGAUGCAGCCCUGUGGCCACUAACUUGCUCUGUGGAGCAAGUGCUUGCCAGUACUUUCAAAGGCUUCUUUAAUUAAUAAAAGUGG